Molecule: messenger RNA, 758 nt
Organism: Prorocentrum cordatum
Lineage: Eukaryota; Dinophyceae; Prorocentrales; Prorocentraceae
Source: the annotation of a GenBank genome assembly
GGAUGCGCUCCGACCAGCAUCUCGAGAGGAAUCCAGCCGUGGCGACGCGGGCACUCCAGGAGAGGCCCCGAGGAGGAGGGAGAGCGCCAGCGGGCCCUCGCAGCUCGGUCCUCGAUCCUCGAGGACUCCCUCCUGCACCGAUCCGGGCCCUCGGUCCCCCCUCCUCGAUUUCGAUCCUCCCCCGCUCCUCGAUCCGCUCUCGGCAAGAGGCGGUGGAGCGCGUGGAGAGGGAGACGCGUGACAGGCAGGCGGCCCUGGAGGACCUGGCGGCGGGCACCCGGGCCGCCGCCUCGGAGGUGCGGGCCGAGCUCCAGGCCCAGGAGCGCGCGGCCGCAGAAGCCCAGGGGCGGCAGGCAGGGGAGCUGCGGGCGCUGCGCGGCGAGGCGCAGGAGCUCCAGCGGCAGCUCUCCGAGGGCCUCGCGGGUCUCGGGGAGUCGCUGCGGCAGCAGCGCGGGGAGGCCGAGGCUGCCCUGAAGGAGGGGCUCGAUGCAGCCGCGCGCGCGGGCCGAGAGCUCGCGGACGUCGGCCAGGCCGCCGCGUCCGCGCUCGCCGAGCGGUGCCUGGCAGAUCUGAGCAGCCUGGGCGCCGAGCUGCGGGGCGCGCUCGAGCAGCAGCGCCAGGGGCUCCUGGGCGAGGUCGUUCGCUGCCGCGAGGGCCUGGCGGGGGAGCUGCAGGCGGAGGCGCAGCGGAGGCAGCAGGAGCGCGACAGCACGGCGGCCAGCCAUGCGGAGGAGAUCGCCGCCCUGCGGGCGGAGUGC